AUGGAGUCAACUUACCACGCAUUGGCACAGCGCAUCCAUGGCAUAUGGACCGAGAAACGUCAACAAGGCCAGCACCGAAUCAUCAUUGCCCUAGCAGGGCCACCGGGCUCAGGAAAAUCUACAAUUGCUCACCAAGUCGUCAACCAGGUGGCCGAAAUGUACCCCGACCUGGCCAUCUCGGCAAUCUCUGCGGAUGGGUUUCAUUUGAGUCUCGCAGAACUCCACGCACUGCCCAAUGCUGCCGAGGCGCUCGCUCGACGGGGCGCGCCAUGGACCUUUAACGGGAACGCAGUGGUUGACAUGGUCCGGAGACUUCGAGAUUCUCCUGAAGAAACCUCCCGCGUGCCAACGUUUGACCACGCGAUUAAAGAUCCGGUCCAAGACGGCCUAACAGUCACGCCGGCAACUAAAGUCUGCCUGGUUGAAGGCAAUUAUUUACUUAGCAACGAGGAGCCAUGGAAUGCUAUUGCGGCUCUUGCAGAUGCGAAAUGGCUCGUCACUGUGGACGCCGAGUUGGCUACGGGGAGAAUAGCCAAGCGUCAUCUUGCUGCAGGAAUCGAGAAGACCAUGGAUGCUGCACUUGCACGGACUCUGGAAAACGACAUGGUCAAUGGAGAAUAUGUGCUACGCAGCAGUCAGGGACGGUAUGAUUUGCUGAUAAAGAGCAUCGAAAGAGUUGAAUUGAACUCCAGCAAUGGAAAUGCAAAUAAUGCUUGA
Pestalotiopsis fici W106-1 is the source of this 717-nucleotide messenger RNA. RefSeq lists its product as uncharacterized. The record is from RefSeq and is a predicted model, not a curated record. The coding region runs from base 1 to 717 and encodes 238 amino acids. Gene Ontology annotation, cellular component: cytoplasm. Lineage: Eukaryota; Fungi; Ascomycota; Sordariomycetes; Amphisphaeriales; Sporocadaceae. The transcript has a single exon. Gene Ontology annotation, molecular function: kinase activity; ATP binding.